AAUAUGGCGGUUGUCAGCCAGACAAAGACAGUCAGUCUGAUGUGAUUGAGACAAGGGAGGUUUUUCAGGGGGAGACUGGGAGAUAGGGGCCUCCCCUCCCCCUUCUCCUCUUCCUGCGCCGGCCUCAACCCCUCCCCAGUCCCCUCCCGACGGGCGCCCCACGCGGAAGACACCCCUCCCCCUCCCGCUUUCCCUCCUCCCUACCUCAGCCCUUCGUACUGGGACGUUGGGGAGGGGGCUCUGCCGGGCGGAGAGAACUCAGCGAGGAUUCUGAGAAUGGUAGAUAACGCAGAUCAUCUCUGGAAAGGAUAUUGAUCCGCCUCAUGUAAAGUAUGCUCAGUUCCUUUCCAGUGGUUUUGCUGGAAACCAUGUCUCAUUAUACAGAUGAACCCAGAUUUACCAUAGAGCAGAUAGAUCUGCUUCAGCGACUUCGGCGUACUGGAAUGACUAAACAUGAAAUUCUCCAUGCCUUGGAAACUUUGGACCGUCUUGAUCAAGAGCAUAGUGACAAGUUUGGAAGAAGGUCCAGCUAUGGAGGAAGUUCAUAUGGGAAUAGUACCAACAAUGUCCCAGCAUCUUCCUCUACAGCUACAGCUUCCACACAGACGCAGCAUUCGGGAAUGUCCCCAUCACCUAGCAACAGUUAUGAUACUUCCCCACAGCCUUGCACUACCAAUCAAAAUGGGAGGGAGAAUAAUGAGCGAUUAUCUACAUCCAAUGGAAAGAUGUCACCAACUCGCUACCAUGCAAACAGCAUGGGUCAGAGGUCAUACAGUUUUGAAGCCUCAGAAGAGGACCUAGAUGUAGAUGAUAAAGUGGAAGAAUUAAUGAGGAGGGACAGCAGUGUGAUAAAAGAGGAAAUCAAAGCCUUUCUUGCCAAUCGGAGGAUUUCCCAAGCAGUUGUUGCACAGGUAACAGGUAUCAGUCAGAGCCGGAUCUCUCAUUGGCUGUUGCAGCAGGGAUCAGAUCUGAGUGAACAGAAGAAAAGAGCAUUUUACCGAUGGUAUCAACUUGAGAAGACAAACCCUGGCGCUACACUAAGUAUGAGACCAGCCCCCAUUCCAAUAGAGGACCCUGAAUGGAGACAAACGCCUCCCCCAGUCUCUGCCACAUCUGGUACUUUCCGACUACGACGAGGGAGUCGAUUUACUUGGAGAAAGGAGUGCCUGGCUGUUAUGGAAAGUUACUUCAAUGAGAAUCAAUACCCAGAUGAAGCAAAGAGGGAAGAAAUUGCAAACGCUUGCAAUGCAGUUAUACAGAAGCCAGGCAAAAAACUGUCAGAUCUGGAAAGAGUUACCUCCCUGAAAGUAUAUAAUUGGUUUGCUAACAGAAGGAAGGAGAUCAAGAGGAGAGCCAAUAUUGAAGCAGCAAUCCUGGAGAGUCAUGGAAUAGAUGUGCAGAGUCCAGGAGGCCACUCGAACAGUGAUGACGUUGACGGGAAUGACUACUCUGAGCAGGAUACUUGGCAAGUACGCAAUGGGGAGGAGGAGGAGGGAAGAAGUUCAGAGGGAGGCAGAGAAGCAGAGAAGGUAGAAGAAGAGAGGAGGAUCUGAUCCAAACAAGAUGACAGUACGAGCCAUAGUGACCACCAAGACCCCAUCUCAUUAGCUGUGGAAAUGGCAGCAGUCAACCACACUAUCUUGGCAUUGGCCCGACAAGGAGCCAACGAAAUCAAGACAGAGGCCCUGGAUGAUGACUGAUCAGGGAGGUUAAACACGACAAGUUAACUUAGUUUAGACGUAGCACCUUAGCAGACUUUCCUCGGUCCUUAACAUGUGUUCUUACAGUAUAACUUGCAGUUUCUUGUAUGUCAGGUAGCCGUUAGGGUCUUGUUCUGUGAAGAUGGCAUGGUGCCCUCAGCCUUUGCAUAUACUCUCUCAGUAUUAAUUCCCAGUAAAUAAUAACCAACCAACCAACCAAACUUCCCUCUCCCAGCCCGUGAGGCUAGAAAAUCUUGCUGCUCCGUCUUAGCAUUCCAAGAAAGUGCUUCCAGGUAUUUAGAUAGCCCUCAGUUCUCAAAUAUUAGGCUAUGUGUAAAAUCUUGGGUACCUUUAGAUUCUUGUAACACUAGUCUGUACCCCCUUUUCCUUCCCCAAGACUGAUAGGAUGCAAGCUGAGGUCGUGGCACAGGAAUGACAGACACCAUUUGGGGAGUAUCCACAGAGUCAAAGGAACACUAGAAUCCCCACCUCAGUGUGAGGAUAAUUGAUUUCCAGCUGCAAUAAGCCGUGCCUCAUUAUAGCCACACUGUGGCUAGAUUAUACUUCUUUGGGUGCUGUGCUAAGAAUGUCAAUGGAAAAAGUCGAUCUCAGAUUUUGUUUGAAGUUAACAUGCCUGACACAGACAUCCUUUCCUCUCACAAGCUGUGUGACUUAGUAGAUAAAAUACUGCCUUCUGCCUUUGGGACCAUGAUUAAAAACAAAGACAAAAACCAAACGUCAUAAAAAAAAAAAAAAAAGGCCCAGCUUGAGAGCAUUGGAAAAAAACAUGAGCUGAAUGUCUAAUGGAUGCUAAGUCCAGUUUUCAGAACCACUGUACAUUCCGCGGCACAGUUAGCAGUGCCUGCCUGGAAAAGUUUUGGAGGUCAUCGUGGAAGUUGCUUUGCCUCCUGUCAGUGUCCCCUUUCCCUGCUACCAAAAAAGUCUUUCAAGGAUGGAGCUAAGGUCAAAAAUGAGUGAAAAAACUUGCAGUGUUUGUAUCCAUUAAACGGAAGCCCCCUCAGUCUGAGAGGUCGCUAGAGGACUUCAUAGUGGGGUUGUGCUGCCUGUCACAGACGCAGACACUUGCCCAGACAGGAGCAGAGAAAAGCAGGGGACGUUUCCUACUCACAUUGUGGCUGUACGAGAACACGAUGGGACUGCUUUGCUGUUCUCUUUACUCUGUCCUUGGAGAGGUGUGAAAAGCUGUAUUGCUACAGGCAAUUUAUUUAAUAAUUGGAAGCCAUAUUGAUAAUGGAUGUGGUAAUAUUUGUAAAGUUUAAUCUACUUUAAGCGGCAGUAACUAAUGGAAUUUUUUUCCUUGAUCACAUAUGUAGCACUUUUGUUACUUUUUAAAGAUAUUUAUAUUUGAUAAAUCUUUUUUUUCAUUUUGAGAACUCAAAAUACCAAACAGUGAACUUGCGUUAUAAAGUCACCCUGUGAUCACCUUGUCAUCUAGUAGCAAAAUGAUGAACUAUUCAUGCAUCAAAGAAAAUUACAUCUGCUGGCCUUGUAUGAAAAUGAUCUCUUGGCAUCCCGAUUAAAUGACACACUGUCACUGUGGGUAAAAGGAAAGAGCCUUCAAUGUAGCAGCACAGGGUGCGUCUGAAAGAGGCACAACUGCUGUGGUUUCUGCCUUGCUCCAUCUCUCCUAUGUAUAGUGAAGCCUUGUUUAAAGGGGCAUGUGGGGCUGGCUGUUAAGCAGGGCUCCUUUUUGUCCAUUACCUGAAAACAAUUUCUAAGAUAAAAGGAAGGUGCCAUUUCCUUACCUCUUCACCCAUCCUCCUCCACCAAAUGUAUUCAAUGACCUUCCUCAAUAUUCUUUCUCAUUCAGGAGAUACUGAAUAUCCGCCAGUUUCCAGCUGGUCUCCUUCCACUUAAGGCACACGCUGACUGCGUCAUUUCCUUAUCUGUUAAUCCUGCUUAUUUGAGUGUGAGGAAAGUCUUCGAGAGGGCAUGAAAGUGCCACCUUAUAUAUGUCUGUGACUUUAAAGAGCUAUAUGCAGGUCCUGGUCCUGCUGUUGUCCAUGGAUUUCAGGGGGAAAAAAUAUAUGUACUUUUUUCAGCUUCCAAGCAUUGAAGUAAAGUGGAGCCGUCUCUUCUGUUUUACUGUAUUACUUGAACCAACAAAUUCAAGAGUAGCAUUUGUUAUUCUCAGGAAUGAGCCUCCCCCCCGCGGCCAACUCAUAUUCUUUCUUGGUUUAUCUGACUUUUUAUUUCAAUUAGGAGAUCGUGUUCUCUUGCUUUCCUUUUAUUUUGCUUAAAGGAAAUGUAACAUAUUUCCAUUUUUGUGGAAUUUUGACUGCUUAUUCUCAGUUGAAUCAAAAUACAAGGAGACAGAGAAAUAUCCACUCUGACAAGCCACAUACAUGAUUGAUUGUAAGGAGAUUAUUAUAAUUGAUAGCUUCUUUAUCAUGGGAUUGCUAGUAUCAUUUGUACUUGCUAGUCUUUUUAAAGGAACAGACUCAAACUGUUAAGACAGCUGCAGUUUCUAAAGAACUACAAAGAUUGUCAUAGAUGUACUCAAAGGUUUCAUUGUUUUAACACCUUUACGGGAGGAAAAAAGCUUCAGAGAAUAAAGGCAAGUUCGCAUCCAUGAAGGGCAGUACCAGACCCUAUAUGGCAAUGUGGUGAAACUGAAAGAAUAUUUCUGCCACUGCAGGAGAAUGUCCUGGAGAGCUCAGUGGGAGCAGGAGGAAGGCAUCUUCCACCCACAGCUGUUCUUGUCACUGGAGAAGACCGCUGGCUGCUCUGAAGACCCACUGCCUUACAUGUCACUUUUGCUUUUUCACCAAGAGUGAGAAUUUACUUCCUCUGGGCCUAGAUUUAAACCUGUUAGUUUUCUGUUUGUCACCAAGUUCAAUUCUGCCAGGCCAGAAUUGUCCAGGCCACCUUGGUUCUUAUAAUGGUGUGUGGCGCUGCUACUGUUAUAUUUCUAGUGUCUUUAGGUAGUAUAUUUCUCUCUUAAGCUUUUUCAGGUUUUAGUGGCGGAAUUAAACUAGAAACCCUAAACUUCCUUAUUACUGAAGGGAAAGCAGCCAGGCUCUAAAAACUCACACUGUGCGCUUCUUGGUUGUUCUGCUCCCCGCCCCCCCCCGCCCCGCCCACCCGGGUUGUACUUCACUCUCUCCUUCAGGCCCCAGGGGACUCCUGCAGGGGCUGUUCCUGUCGAGGAAGACUUUCAAAAGUCUUUUGGGAAAGUGGGAUGUGGGGGAACUUGCCAACAGGUAUUCAUAUAAUUUAUUUCUUUAAAGACACCUUAAUUGAAUUACUAUGGUCAGAUGGGUAAACUUUCCAAACUUUAAAAACACUGACACAGGGACCUUUUAAAAUGGGCCAUCUUGAUGAGAUCUCUGCCCAUCUGUUGAUAACCCUAACAGCAGAUGAAGGCUGGGAGGGCAACACACUGCAUUCUUGUCUGAGCCCUUCAGUGCUAUUCAGUCCCAAAUAGAUGUUUUGAUUUGUUUCAGCAAAGCCAGUAAUGUUGGAGUGCCCUUACAGCAAUUUUCUUCACAAUCAAAAUCACAGUCCUUUAAGUGGUUAAUAAAUGUAGUUGCCUUCUACCCACCUAUGACUCUGGACAGUCCCCAUCCCUGUCACUCACAAGGGCAGUCCUCCCACCCCACCCCCAUAUUCACAUUCCCAUGGCCCAUCACAGGAAGGAGGAACCUGAGGCAGAGCGGAGGAAAAUCAUUCAUGCAGAAGUGUGCACAUCCAGUUCUCUAGUUCUUGGUAGAUUGAUGGUGGCAGCCCGUUCAGUGAUCACCACCUAUGUUAGGUCCGUGUAUCCAGAUAUAUUUUACCUCAAAGGAGAUGACUGAAGAAUUCACCAAUAUAGUUAUUUCCUUUCUGCCUGUUUAACGUUUGUCUUUAAGAAAUGUUGACUUUAGAAACUUCUCCCUUGGCUAUCAACCAUCAGGCACCAAGUAUAAACAGACUCAUUGAAUCAGGAGUCUCCAGCCUCAUCCUGUCUGUGAAUAGCUCCUCUUCUGUUUCCCUCUGACAAGGCCUUAAGCUGACUUCUUUGCUGGAAUUUUCUAAUCUUGUGACAGCAGGGAAAAGUAGCUGGAUGUGGUCCAUCUCUUAACACAAACACUCCUCCCUGUCUUGACCAGCUACAUAUUCCACUGAACAGCCUCAUCAUCUUUGCCCUCAACAGUGGAAAUGAUCCCUUUCCCACAGAUGUUCUCCCACCCACCCUCCCUCCCUUCCUCUUCCUAAAAAUGUGAAGUCUUAAGUCUUUACUCUCUGGUCUUCAGAGGGUUUGGUUAGAAGCAGUCUUCCCAUUUAAUUUGUGGCUCUGCCUUUUAAAAUUGUUUUUUGUCUUUUGUUGUUCAGGGAACAACCAGAGUAUUUUCUCCCCAGUGUGUCCCAACAGAUUCUUAGGCAAUAAUUUUUCUUGUUGAUGAUCCUGUGCUCAAUAGCACACUACAUUGAAGAACCCUGGCCCUCACCAUUGUGCGUUGGUUUCUGUGUUAAUCUCUGUGAUCUGAAUCAUGUCAGAGAGAUGAUAGAUUUUAUCAUUUUGUUGUAAUUAUUAGUAAUGUUUUACUACUGUAUUCAUUGGGGCUGCAUUGAGACCAGCCAAAUCCAUUUAUAGCUUUGCUGAGCCGGAUUGAUUUGUCAAGAUUUCCCAAGUGAAAGUUGGGCACAUUGCCCAGCUCCUGCUGGUGGUAUCUUUGGGGAGUGUGGGAUGGGGUGGGGGGAUGUCCUGGGGCAGGGGUGGGAAUGACACAUAUAAGGCAUUCCUUUUGUUUUUUUUUUUUUUUUGCUUGUGCUCAUUAAAUAGCAAGGGUGUUUACUCGGGAUUUGGGGAUCAGUUGUCAGCCAUGUUCAAUUUGGCAAACUGAGCUGCAUGCCCUGAAAGCCCUCUUUUUAUUUCUUCAUUUCCAUACUGUCGAAUGACUUACUUCGCCUAGGAAUACCUAAGUUAUCCAGUCCAGUGUUCCCUGAUGAGAGUGGAAGAUUUUCCUGGAAAGGCAGCUGUCCAUGCCAGGUCAUCUGUCAGGAUGUUAUGGUGGUGUGCGGUCAGAGCAGAGGGCCUUUCUUUUCCUGUAAUGUGCUCUACUUCCUUACGCAUGCUUGGUUUCAAAGAUGACCGCCACUUUAAAAGAAAGAUUUCCUUACAGCUCUCCAGAGAACUAUCAUACUAAGGUGAUAGGAAAGGCUUCUCAGAUACAAGCCAACAGUCUGUUUUCUGAUUACAGAAACUCCUCUCACAUACAGGUUGUGUUUGGAAAGGCUGUCCCUCAAUUCCACCUAUAAACUGAAAGUGAUAAGCUACUGUCUUGUGAUCUUGCAGAGCCAAUAGUUGAGUCACUCAUUUCUGAAAGGUAACUUUGUUCAUAUCUAUGUAUUUUCAAACCUGGAAGUUCGUAAAUUGAAAGUUUCAGUAUUAGCUGUAUUAUUCUUUCUUGAUGAGGAAUAGAAAUGGCAGCAAAAAGCAAGCCAGCAAUCUGAAAACUCCAGUCUCCUCUAACACUGGCUUUGUUUUAAAUCAAGACGGGAAGAGAUACAUGAGGGGAGGGAGGGAAGAUUUGCUGGCUGCCCAUUCUUAUCUCAGUGACAUAGAUGCCUCGGGAUUACAGGCAUGCGGAGCACUGAACCUCUUUGUUGUCGUUCUUCCUAUGAUAUUUGUGGCAGAACUUUCUAGUUGAUUCUGUUCACAUGAAAUGUGACAAGCAUUUUUACACCAUGAGACAGUUUACUACCCACAUGCCACACCCAUUGUCUGUCUCAUCAGCCAGCCCCAUAACCGCAUCCAGAGGGAUGCAGCUGAAGGGGACCCGUGCCUUUCUCCUCUCCUGACACUCCUUUCACGUGGCAGGUUUGCAGGUUGGUCGGCCCCAGUCUGGACAGCUGUGUCCGUGCCUGCUCGGCUGCCCUCCAGUUGGUUGGUGCGGCCGGCGUGGGCAUGCACAACCCGGCUCCCACUUGAGAAGUCUUGGGAUGCCGGCUCCCUCGACUCCCUUUUCAUUUUCUCUUCUUUUAAGUAAGAGUGGCUCUGUAUAGCCAUAAUUAACUCUCAAAUUCACAUUGGUGUGCUGUGAUCAAAUGAAGGUUGGACUGAAUCUUUUCAAAUUGUAACCAUGGUAAUUGAGGGGGGUGGCAUAGAAUGAAUAUAUAAAAAUAUAAUGGCAAUUGUUCUGAAUGACUGAGUGUCCUCCUGACAUGUAAUUAGCUGUUUUAGCAGGAUGUAGAUUGGCAUGGUCAUAAUUAAAAGAAUUUCUGUCCUUUAUGUGAUUGGAAAUGGCAGCGCUCCCAUCCCCUGUUCCCUCUUAGCACUAAUGCUCCCAAGAACAUUUGGAACAGCAGCUCUGUAAACUAAAAUAAUGACAUGGUGCUUCUGUUCUCCCCUAAGUGAAACAGCAGAAUUUGGAGUUGUUUCAGCUUCAAAAUGGAAGCCUUUGAUUAUUGUUCCCCAUUUGACUUCUAAGUUCUUUGAAACUUCAUUCAACAUCCAGUUCCAAUUUGCUCCACCUCUGGCAGAAACCACAGUCGGGACCCCAGAAGGAGCCCCUUUGACCAGCCUCCAGUGCGUUCCAGCCCAUGGUCUGGCCAGCUCAGGGCCCUUGCUUGCCUAACUCGAGGACACUGCUGCUUGCUGGGCUCUCUGGGAUCUUCAGAUUUCCCUUGGUUGCUUGAUAUUUCCAUUGAUGUCACUAUCAGAAAGCAUUUCCCAAACAGAAGUUUACAGAAAAUUGAACCAAGGUUUCCUCAUUGAAUCCUAAGACUCAGACAACAUGACAGGACACACAUAACUAACACAGGCUUUAAACACGUGGGGGCAUGAAUGGAGUACUAUUCAUGACAUUCUAAAGCUACUGGAGCAUGGGACACGUGUGUCUGCACGCUCCUCUCACACCCCUUGGCAGGUGCCCCCUCCCACCGGCGCUGUUGCCCUGAGUCUUCCCCACUGUUUCACUGUGCCAGUGUGAGCAUCUCCCUGGCACUCAAGUUCAUGUUCUCUCCCUCCCACUCUUCCUCCUGUCUCUUCCGUGCUCCCUGUUGCACGGGACAUCAUGUGGGCUUGAUGCCAUACACAGUCCCUGACCAUGGUCCCCUACUUUUCUCCGGAAGUGUCACACUGGACAGGAGCUGCUGAGUCACCAACUCACCUUUCCCUAGAAUGUGGCUUUGUUGUUUUCCCCCAUCACUUGCAGAGGUCGUUAUUCAAUUAUAUGAUCAAGAAUGAGUCUACAAGGAUACCAGCACCAGACAUAGUGCCAAAUGGCCUUUUGCAAGCUGUUCCAUGCCCAAGAAGCUCACACUUGUGCUGGGUGAGCCUGGGACCAUGAGCCUUUUCUUUUCCAGGUCUGGACACUCCAGGGUUGGUUUGGCUAGCCACUGGGGAGAGUACAACUCUGGCCUUUUUUCAUAUUUUGCUGCUUCUCUUUGUACAGAUCUUUCCCUCUCCGUAUACCAAAAGGAAUCCUAACCUAGUUGAAAUGCUAGUUGCAAAUCAGUUUCAUGAGAAUGCUGAAGUAGGCUACUGAUUUAAAAUUUUCCUCUUCCCUGAAAAUACACACACCUAGAGAAUUUAGGGAAAGGCUCUUAGGCCUUGGGAAUCUUAUCUUUUCAUUCCCCGCAAAAUACCUACAAAAAAAAUGUGUAGUAUUCCUUCAGUAUUCCUCCUCUUAUAGGCUCUGAAAGCAACCUCAUUCCCACCCAGCCCUUGCACACCUGCAUUCAAGAUCCAUGCAUGCAGUUGUUGAAACUGUUUUCUUUGGGAUCCUAUCUUUAUGACAAUUGGAAUGAUUACAGAUUUAUGACCCGAAAGAGUAGAGCAUUCCUUUUCCUAUUUUCCCAGCUGCUAAAAGAUGACUAUCUCCAUUAGAAUUUAGAAUCCAUCUUAAGAUUAGAGAUGGUAAGAACUGACUGGAUGGGUCUAAUUCUAUGAUUUGUGAGACAUGCAUUAAAAUCGUCAGCAGAACAUUCUGAUGAUCCACCUACACUCAAAACACCACCAUAGUUAAAACCUUCUAAUGGAGCCCCUGUCUUAGGGAUCAAGGUAUUAGAGGUGCUGCCUCAGGGAUGGUGCUACUUCAAAAGAACCGAAGUUGGCGAGACACCUCCCUUCCCAAAUGCUUCUGCAGGCCACUGUGGUGCUUCAGAAAACCCCAACCAUAUAUUCCUUUAUCAGCAGCCCCCACCCCUUUCCAUCACAACUCAGCUUACCAGAAUCAGUGAAAAUCGAGGCAGUGCUUACCCAUGAAAUAUGUGGGUUUUGUUCUUGUAGGAAACUAAAGAUACCACCACUGUAAAUCAUAGUAUGACAGAGACAAACGCACAGGUCUCCCGAGCACCCCAAAGUCAAUACAGCCCAUGUUUUCUGAGCACGUACUGUGUGCGGGGCCUCGUGCUGGACAUGUGUGCUGCCUCAUGACCCAACACCAAGCAAGUCACCUCACCCACGUCAAGGCAAGUCUCCCCUCGUUUCUUUCAUUUCAGUAGGACAUUCAUCUUCAAACAACAGACCGCAUAGGACAGUCUGCCCUCUCUGAACACUAACCUGGUUUGUUUUCUCACGCAGCAGUGCCAGGUGCCCCCCAGGCGCGCUGUGGCAUCGCCCCCACCUCUGUGAGCUGAACUCCCUCCGUGAGGGUCUGGAUGCUACAGCCUCUCCAGAGUCUUCCUCCUUGGUCAGUGGUGAGGACAGGAGUGCAGGGAGGUGCCGCAGUGGUUGACAGGGUGGGAAGCCUGUGUGGCUGAGGGGAACUUGAACUCCAGCACCCCUUGCCUGCAGUUAGCAAAGGCAGAGACCAGGAAACCUUGCGCUUCCCCGUCUUCUCUCUCCAGCUCUUGUAGCACUUCCCUGGUGGUUCCUUCGGGGGCUCCUGCUGUGUUCAGGAGCAUCUUGCCCAGCUGGCCCCUCCUUCUCUCUAGAACCCGAGGGUCUGGGGUUGUGGAAUUAGAUCAGUGUCUGCUCUGCCUCAGGCCUCCCUGGCUCCUCAUGGGUCCUGACUGCAAAGACAUACCUUGAUUUGGGCUCAGCGUAAGAACUUUCUAGAAGUCAGAAUCCAGCUGAAGCAGGAGCUCCUUUGAAGUAGAGGUCUGGUUCCUGUCCUGUCACAUUUCACGUGGAACUGCGGUGACUGUUGUUAGGGACAUUGAACAAGGGACAUGGGUGCCAAGCUGACCUGAGGACUCGGCUAACUAAAGUUCCACAUUUCUUCCCUUCUCCACCUGUCUACCUCUUUUCCAUCAAACAUAAGUGGUCCUCUAGGGGUUGGCUCUCUCAUGGUCUCUCUCUUCUGAUCUGCUCUGCCCUGUUGUGGGCAUCUUGGAACCAUCUCAGAAGCAAAGUCACAGCUGUGGACUGGUCCUUGUGAGAGUCUCCCUGGAUCCUAUGUACCUGUAAUAGGUACAUAGUUACGUUAUUAUCCAACCUCCAAUCCCCAAAAAGCCUCCUUAAUUUGAAAGAGAAAAGGUGUAUGUGCCUUGCAUUUUGUUAUCGGUCCAGAUUUUGCAUCUGGUGGUGGCUGGGGUGCCAUUGGGAUUUUGGAAUGGGAGUAGUUUGAUUCCUCCCUAGGAAGGAACUCAUGGCUCUCACAAACCAGUGUCUGUGGCAGUGACAAGUCACAGAAUUUGUGUUUCAAGGUUUAUUCCUUCUUCCCUUUAGGACUUUUUCAACUUCCUGUCACUUCGGGCUAAGUCUAAAUUUCAGUCAUGUUUUGUGGCUUCCUUUAAGCACAGAAACCUCUCCUUUCCUUCCAUUACUGGAACUAAGAUCCCAGCAUAAACUCGUGAGAGUCACUUUUCCACCUCAUCAUUUGCUGGAGGUAUUAAGCUGGACACAGAAUGACAUCAGUGUCAUACCAAUGUGAGCAGCAGCCACUCUGGUGUGUUCCAUUGAACUCUUGUUCUUAAACCAGAUUCACGGGGGGCAGGCACAGAGUUAGAAGAGUGGGCUGCAUGAAGACGUGUGUUCAGCGGUGGCUGCUUUCAAGCAGCAUUGUUGUAUGCCUUGAAAACCACAUUUCAUUAUGUUAGAAUCGGUGAUCCCCUUAAUACUGCAUCUCUGAAAACGGGCACCCUGAAACCAAAACCAAAGUUCUGGAGGUGGGGAGUGGAGCUUUUCUUUCAAAGCACUGGGAGCUUGGGCAGGGCGUCCCCUGAAUGCUCCUCAGUUUUGUCGGAACACUCAGAAGGGCCUCCUCUUUUCCUAGUAGUUGCCUCAUGUUGACUCUAGAAAGCGUGUGCAGCCUGUGCCUCCCCGACCCAUGGCGGGCGUCUGGAUAGACCCUGGGAGCCUCCCCACCCCUGCCUCUUCUAGCCACUUCUCCAGGGGGCUGUAGAACACGGUCAUGGGAAGGCCUCUGCUGGGCCAAGUCCCUGGCCCCUAAGCCAUCACAGCACUGGCGUCGUCAGACACACCCUGGCUGCAAGGCAGGACACUCCCCUUGCUGAGAGAUGCCAAGUGCGUCAUCAUUGCCUCCCCUGGAAGAGCCCACAGCCUUCUAUGACCUCCCCCCAGCCCGGGCUCGCCCUGCCUUCCACGGCCAUGGUCACAUUGGGUAUGCAGUACCUUUCAAGGAUAAAUUUUUGUUUAUGUUUUUUAAGUGCCUAAGCAAGUUACAGACCUCUGGAACCUGCCAGAGAGUCGGCCUGUGCCCUGUCCCCAUCCCUCCCCACCCUGCACUGGCCCUUGAGGGUGGGCACAGGGCGGCUGCCCCUCUCCAGUGUCCCUGGCGUUCUGCAGGCAGAACAAGGCAGGGACAAACUAGCGGGAGAGAUCGCUUCACAGCCACAUCAGGCUGGCUUCAUCACUGUUUUCCAGCGUUUGUUUCUUUAGGGCUGUUUCUGUUUAUGUGGUUUUGGUCUUGGUUCAUAGAGAAUUUAAGUCUGCUUAGGGAAAUCUCAGUAGCCACUAAGAAGACAGGAGAGCAAGACAGCCUCAGAGCAGCAUUCCAGCUCUGGCUUUGGUAGGAGUUGGAAAUGUGUCCACAUCCAAGAGGGCAAAGCGUCGAAUCAUCCUAGCUCAUGAGCCUGACUCAGCUGCCAGCAUGAGCCACUGGAACCCCAGCUGCCUUUGCGAGCCCUCUCUUCCUAGACUAGACGGAUCGGGGUGUCUGCUCACGAGGGCUUGGGAAAGCCAGCAGUCGGGCAUUCAGAUCCAAAGUGUGUCUUUGGAAAUGAGUGUGAGAGUAUUUGUUUCUUUUUUUAAAAAUAAUUUAAGUCUGAUCUAAAUAUGGGGCCUUUAUUCUGUGAUGGGUGUACGACAGAUUAUUUUGUGACUGCACUCUGUUCAAAUCACAUCACUAAGCAGCGCUCAGAUGAUUUGUUGGUGCAUUAAAAGGUUUUGCAAAAUGGAACAAUCCAUACCCAGGCACUUUAUUUUCAUUAAUAAUCCAGCAUUUUUGUUCAGACAAUGUAAUGACCCAAAACACUGGGUAUUCAUAUUUGACACAUGGGCAAACUUGCCAGUGGAAUUAUGACCUGAUAGAGAAGGGAAGGCAGGCUGACAAAGGUGAUCGAAUGGGGGAACAGUGCUGUGGUGAUCAUGAGAAUGAGGCUUUUCUGUAGCAUGUAAACCAAACCAGGCCCUUGGCAGUGCGUCAUUCCUCAGUUCUCCAGAUGCUAUUUUUGCAGGUUCUACCAAGUGCUUGUUGAUUACCCUAGUUGUAAUUGUCUAGGGAGAGAUGAAUGUAAGUGAGAGUGCAGAGCACUGGGGAGGGCGACAGUGAAAUGCAAUUAGAGGCAGCAAGAGAGUCCUAGUCUGUUCUCACGUAACCGGACUUGAAAGCUCCAGCGCGAGCAGAGUGCUGGGGGUGGAUUCCACUGCCGAACCGCGGCACCUUUGCUUUACUCUUCAGCAUGGGGGUGGUAACUAGCUGCACAGCAAGUUAUGAAAUGGAAAGCAAGCUUAACGGCUGUAAUCUCGUCGGAUACCCCGGAGUAGAUGCCUUGGGAUUGCCUGAAGUGUUUCGCAUCCACCAAAUAAGUUGAGUUUCUAAGAUGGGCCAUGCGGGAUCCCUGCCACAUGGGCGUGGGGGCAGCGCGCUCCUCCCUGCCUCGGCUGCUGUGUGUCUUAGUCUUCGUGUUUCCCCUUGGCGUCUCCUCUAGUCCCUGUCCAUCUUGUACACCAUGUGUCCCUGAGGGUGAGUCACACCUGUGUCUGAGUCUGCUGUAAGGUGUUCAGUCUACCUCAAGGGGUCAUCAUGGUAAGCUCUGUCCCACGGCAUCCUCCGUCCAUCACCACACACACUGGAAUGUAUCUCCCCGCCCUGCCCUUCGAUAACCUCCUGACCCUGUCUUUCCUAUCAUCACCACAAACUCCUAGUGCAAAUUGGAUGCUGCUUUAAAUGUGAAAACAAUUGUUCAAAAGCUAUAAAACCUGAAUGAAAGCUGAAGCUGAAUUUAUAAGCCUUGUUGCGUAUGAGCCAAAAGUGCAAAAAGCUCUAUAUAAUGAACUAACCUGCCACUCGUAUAAAUAUAAAUAUAUAUAAAUAUAUUAAAAUCAGACUGUUCUACAAAAUUGUGUAUUUGUAUUUUUGUGUACGUACAAUUUUCUGCUAAGCAGAAGGAGGAUGUAGUAUAGGAUGCUGUGAGAAGAGAUUUGGUUUAAUCCUAUUUCUUUGUUACUUAUUUUUGUUAACAUCAGAUGCCUGUCUUUGUCUUAUAUGUGUAUGACACUGUUUGGAAAGCUGCAGUAUCUCUCUUCCUGAGGUCCAGAGGCCAUUAAAGAAUAAACAUGGGGCUUAGAGUUGUCUUGGCCACCAAACACAGACAGGUAAGCCAACAGAGUUCAGCUCUCCUACACGGUGUGCUGGGACCUGGGACCUGGAGCCACUCGUGGUCCUGAGGUGGGACUGAGGGAGGGAAAGGGCUCCCCCACUUCAGGCUGGUCACUGUAUUUUGACUUCCCUCUCGGAAGCAAAAUCCCACUCGUAAAAAUCAACUUCCAAGACAAAAGAUGAUCUGAUGUCACUUUUCUGGGUCCACCAGGAAAGGACACAGGAUGUCUCUGAACUUUGGAACAGCCCCUCAUAUUUUGGGGCCAGAAGUUUGCCCAGAAAGCAGCAGGUGGCUCUGCCUGGCUGUAGCCCGGCUCAUCGGCUGUCCCUGGGCUUCGUCUCCCUCUUCUGAGUAGUUGCUGCCUUUCUUCAGGUUACCACAAUGCCUCCCCGCUGCUGACGCUUCAUCCCCCACACCUCCAGCCCCAGUUACCUGGAGCUUCUCAGAACCCACUUUGCCGGUGCUAAAACACAAGAGGGGGUGAAAGUGGCUGCCAGUAAUGGCCAGAAACCAACCACCAGAGGCCAGGCUGAAAGACAAGCUCCGGGUGCCCAGGGGCUGACGGGCCAACCAUGUGGCAGGUCCCAGGCCCCACCCACUGCUGCCAUCCGCCUCUGAGCUCCACGGUGUUCCCUCUAAUGGGAACCUCCUCUAGGGAGAGCGAUACUGCACCUUCACCCGUAGGACUCAUAUCUAUAACAAUGUGUAAUGGCUGUAGCAAAAAGCCCUUGUUUCUAGAUGUAAAUGGUCAAAGAAACAAGCGCUCUAUUGUAUUGAAUAAAAUAGUUCAAAUGAGUCCUGUAUCAUUGUAUCUCCUAUUCUGGAUUAGUGCCUUUUGGACAGUAGACUGUUCUGUAAUUAAAAUGUAGUAUACUGCUUUUUUGUACAGUUUUGUUUUAAUAAAACUUUUUUUUAAUUUGUGUUUAUUUUAGUAUUGUACCUAUUAGAGAAUAAAAUGUAUAACUGAA
This is a messenger RNA of Chlorocebus sabaeus (green monkey), 15403 nucleotides long. RefSeq names its product homeobox containing 1 (gene HMBOX1). Gene Ontology annotation, cellular component: nucleus. The record is from RefSeq and is a predicted model, not a curated record. Gene Ontology annotation, molecular function: double-stranded telomeric DNA binding. NCBI's taxonomy places the organism in Eukaryota, Metazoa, Chordata, Mammalia, Primates, Cercopithecidae. Gene Ontology annotation, biological process: positive regulation of DNA-templated transcription.